Molecule: messenger RNA, 4544 nt
Organism: Doryrhamphus excisus (bluestripe pipefish)
Lineage: Eukaryota; Metazoa; Chordata; Actinopteri; Syngnathiformes; Syngnathidae
Source: RefSeq, a predicted model, not a curated record
CAGCAAUUAACGCCUAAAUAAUUCAAAUUUAACCUUACCUGUCCAUUAGUCUUGGCCGCAACCGCUGCGCCUUCGCCGGGCUUCUCCACUGCAGCUUCCUCUUUUCCUUUGGAGAUUUGUGCACCCAUGCUUCUUUUGGUGGUCCAACAAAGGAACCCAAGCGACGAAAUGAAUGAACAAAGACCGCAACGCUUCCUCCGGCGAAAAGCAAUCAAACUCCACCACUUCCUUCAACAAGCGACGCAAAUACUGCACCCGAGCGGACGUGCGCAAGCCUUUUGGCCGGGAAAACGUGCUUAAAAUGUGGAGAAUAAACGCGAAAUCUCGUCCCCCCCCUUUCUUUUUUUUUUUUUAGGUCGAGCGGAGUUUGGGAAGCGGAGAAAUUGGCCCCGUCGCAAAUGAGAUGCGGGAGUACAACGCCCAAGUCGGCAGAUGAAUGGGCGCUCGGUUGGUGACGUCACGAUCGGCCAAUCACAAGUCGGCAAUCCAAACGGGCGCGAGGGGGGGCCAUCUUGGAGCGGUAGGAGGACAAUAGGAGGCACAACAACAUGGCCAACAACUUGUUUUCAUGUCGACUUCCCCUCAAUUUCCUUGUAAUCUGGACGCUCGUUCGUUGACUUUACCGAGUCUUCAAAGGAAGCAAUGAAACGAUUAAGUGGGAAGACAAGGCGAAUAUUUGAGAACUAUUUAUGCAUAACACAAGUCAGGCUAGGGGCUCAUACUACUAGCAUUUAUCAUUCAAAUUCAGGCUAACUUUAUGAGUCAGAAACAAGCAAUCGCGUCAAAUACACAACUUAACUUUUACAUUAGUUCAUCUGGUCUACAUUCAUAUUCAAUAUACAUUCAAUUAACUACUCACAGUUUGUCCACUUAUAACAGCUACUUCCUAGUUCAUGUAUCAGGAAGUAAACCGCUAAAACACAAAUACUGAACUCCCACUUCUGGGAACAAUUUGGACUUGCCGGAAGCCAUUGCAUGGGAAGAAAAGGUGAUUACUUCAGAAAUAUUUUGCCUCUGUAGGUACACAACACAAGAUAGGCCUGCUCCUGCAUUUAGCGAUCAGUUUGGUUAACUUAAUUAGUUGAAAACAUAUCCAAUCGACAGUUGCAAAUCUAUUGCAUUUGGUUGUUUGUUUGGUCUAUAUUCAGCUUUAAUGUAUAUGCAAUUGAACAAUUAAGCCAAAUUUCACCAUAAUUUGACCAUUUAUGACACCUGCUUCCUGGUUGCUGUACCUGGAUGGAGUUUGCUAGCUAAAAAUGAAGAUAUACACACUUUUGCUGAGGCCAACAGCUGGAGCUUCCCAGUGACCCACAUCUAACGGCCCGCUGCUCACGGCCUGACCCAGCAAGCAUCGCACUGCUCGGCCUCUACCAUGCAGCUACGCACAGCCUCCUCCUGCUGCCAUCACUAUGUGACCCACAUCUCCAUGGUAACAAGUUCAAAAUGGCCGCAAGGAUGAGGGACCGGCCCCCAUCGAGGGCUUUGGCCUUCACCGCUCACAGAGGAGAGAGGCCACUGGUGAGAAACCUAGAGAAUGGGCUGCGUCCAAUGUAAGGAUAAAGAAGCAGCUAAACUCACCGACGAGCGCGACGCCGGCCUCUCGCACAACUCGGGCUACCGCUAUGGCUCCGACCCCACGCCGCAACACUACCCCCCCAGCUUCGGGGUCACCACCAUUCCCAAUUACAACAACUUCCACAGCACCGCCACACAGGGGGUCACCGUCUUCGGAGGGGUGCACUCGUCCUCGCAGUCGGGCACGCUGCGUUCCCGAGGAGGAACAGGGGUGACGCUGUUUGUGGCUCUGUACGACUAUGAAGCGAGGACUGAUGAUGACCUCAGCUUCAGGAAAGGGGAGAGGUUCCAGAUCCUCAACAGCACAGAGGGAGACUGGUGGGAGGCCCGCUCUCUUACCACAGGUGGAACUGGUUACAUUCCCAGUAAUUAUGUCGCUCCGGUGGACUCCAUCCAAGCUGAGGACUGGUAUUUUGGUAAAUUAGGCCGCAAGGAUGCAGAGAGACAACUGCUUUCCAACGGCAAUGCCAGAGGCACUUUCCUCAUCCGAGAGAGUGAAACAACCAAAGGGGCCUACUCCCUGUCCAUCCAGGACUGGGAUGACAUCAAGGGAGAUCACGUCAAGCACUACAAGAUCCGAAAACUGGACAGCGGAGGUUACUACAUCACCACAAGAGCCCAGUUUGAGACGCUGCAGCAACUGGUGCAGCAUUACUCUGCGAGGGCGGCGGGGCUGUGCUGCCGCCUCAUCGUGCCGUGCCACAAAGGCAUGCCCCGUCUCACCGACCUGUCCGUCAAAACUAAGGAUGUGUGGGAGAUCCCACGGGAGUCGCUGCAGCUCAUCAAACGUCUCGGCAACGGGCAAUUCGGAGAAGUCUGGAUGGGCACAUGGAACGGCACCACCAAGGUGGCGGUGAAGACCCUGAAGCCGGGCACCAUGUCGCCCGAGUCCUUCCUGGAGGAGGCUCAGAUCAUGAAGAAGCUGCGCCACGACAAACUGGUUCAGCUUUAUGCCGUGGUGUCCGAAGAGCCCAUCUAUAUAGUCACCGAGUACAUGAAUAAAGGUAGUUUGCUUGACUUCCUCAAGGAUGGAGAAGGACGAGGACUCAAGCUUCCAAAUCUGGUGGACAUGGCGGCUCAGGUUGCGGCUGGCAUGGCGUACAUUGAGAGGAUGAACUACAUCCACAGAGACCUUCGCUCUGCCAACAUCCUGGUCGGAGACAGUCUGGUGUGUAAGAUUGCUGACUUUGGUCUGGCCAGGCUCAUCGAGGACAACGAGUACACAGCGAGACAAGGUGCAAAGUUCCCCAUCAAGUGGACCGCACCUGAGGCGGCGCUGUAUGGAAAAUUCACCAUCAAGUCGGACGUGUGGUCCUUUGGCAUCCUGCUGACGGAACUGGUGACCAAGGGUCGGGUGCCCUAUCCAGGCAUGAACAACCGUGAGGUGCUGGAGCAGGUGGAGCGUGGCUACCGCAUGCCGUGCCCGCAGGACUGCCCCAUGUCCCUGCACGAGCUCAUGGUGCAGUGCUGGAAGAAGGACCCGGAGGAGAGACCCACCUUCGAGUACCUGCAGGCCUUUUUGGAGGACUACUUCACUGCCACUGAGCCUCAGUACCAGCCGGGGGAUAAUCUCUGAGUCACUUCUCCAACUGUCCACCAGAGGGAGCCAGACAGGACAGCCGCUAUUGUCUCUUUCUCCUCUUGACGCUCAUCUGCGUCCAAGCCUCAUUAGACACACACACACACACACAAACGCACAUGCACACAAACACACACACACCCAGGCAAGGUGACUAUCAAAUCAGGAUGCUCUGGAGAAGGAGUGGCGUUCACUGACCGGGAUGCAAACGAUGAGCUGUGUAAGUUGUAUGUAGUGUAAAUACAAAUUGCUUGUUUACUUACUUCUGUUGGUUCCAUUUGACAUUAUACUUUUGAUAUUUUGGGGAAAUGUGCGGCUUUCCUUUUACUUUUAAUCCAAGUUAAUCUGAGGCUUGUAUUGUAGGAAAGCUCAUAGCUAGAUAUACUGGACUAAUAUUAUGAAAACAUUAUUAAUAAUAAUAUUAAUAAUAAUAUUAACAUUAUUGUAGGUCUCUGUCCGACGAAAGUAUGUAUCUCCAUUUUUGGAUCUGUUGUGAGUAAAAAAAAAAAAAAAAAAAAAAAACAUAAAUAAAUAAAUAAAUAAUACAAUUUCUGUAAUUUUUUUUAAUGCUAAAAAUUUUUUUGUCAUGUUUUCUGAAAAUGUAAAUGUUUUUUGCCUUGCCAAACACAAAGAAAAAAUAGUGUUGGUUGUUUUUCAAUGUAACAUUUUUUAAUUUUCAUUCAUUUUAAUCUGUUUUUUUUUUUACCUAAAUGUGGUAUUUUUUAAAUUUAUGUAGUACAAUUUUUCUUUUCUUUUCAUUUAAUUUAAUUAAAAAAGAAAACAAUUUCCACGUAUGGCCUUUUUUAUCUCCACAUAUUUAGAAUGAUAUAUAACUUUAUAAAAUGGAGAUACAUGCUUUUGUUGAACAGUGAAAACAUCCUGAAUAAUAGUAUUAAUUACUAUUAAAAUCAUUUUGUGGGAGUACAGUCCAUGGAUUUUUUUUUUUUUUUUUUUUUAGCACAAAUUGACUAGAGUAUAAUGCUACCGCUCCUCCUCUCAAGGAAACUUUGAUGUACUAUAACACCUGUUCUUGCCUUUUCCUCUUUAGUAAGUACUCUUCUAUUGUAAGGGAAUGCCUUCUACUUGCUUUCUAACUAAUUGCCUAAUGAACUCUUCCACCGAUGCGGAGUGCAUCCAUUGCAUUUCAGCUUCAUGAAUUUUGAGGAACAUCCAAAUGUCUUUCACUUGCAAGCAAAAAAAAAAAAAAAAAGAAAAAAGUGCAGUGUCAUGAUAUUAAGACAUGUUCCGGACCAAACAUGUUUCCACGGUUUCAGAGAGUCUUUAUGCAUUUUUUGUUUUUUUUUGUCUCUGUGUUAUUAUUAUUAUAUUAUUUAUUGUCUCUGUCUAUUACCUGUACAUGCUUUGAAAUAAACAGCCUUGCCAUCUUGAA